ACCAGGAAGGAGUUACUGCCCUUAUGAGAAGGCAAUACAAUCCGCCGCUGGUUUGCUGAACGCAGGGAUCUUGAUGGGGUGUAGGAGCGAAGGAGAGAGUGGAAGUAAGCCGGUGCAGAUCCAGUGAUAGUCCUGUAGGCAAGCAUUAGUGACUUGAAUCUGAUACGGGCUGCAACCGGUAGCCAGUGAAGAGAGAUGAAAAGGGGUGUCACGUGAGCCCUUUUGGGCUGUUGUUGCUGCGUUCUGAACCAGCUGAAGUGGUUUGAUAGCCUUUGCAGGAAGACCAGCAAGGAGAGCAUUGCAGUAGUCCAACCUUGAGAUUACCAGGGCCUGGACAAGGAGUUGUGCCGCAUGCUCCGUGAGAUAUGGUCUGAUCUUUCUAAUGUUGAAUAAGGCAUAUCGGCAUGACCGUGUUGUCUUUGCAAUGUGAUCAUUGAAGGAGAGCUGUUCAUCAAAUAUGACUCUGAGGUUCCUGGCUGUUUUGGAAUGGGUGAUUGUGGUAUUGCCAAGAUGGAUGUUGAAAUCGUGUUGGACCGUAGGGUGUGCCGGAAACACGAGUAGUUCGGUCUUGGCAGGGUUCAGCUGGAGGUGAUGGUCUUUCAUCCGAGCUGAGAUGUCCUCGAGGCAGGCUGUAAUGCGAGCUGCUACAGUGGUAUCGUCUGGGUGAAACGAGAUGUAGAUCUGGGUGUCGUCGGCAUGACAGUGAUAUGAGAAGCCAUGUGCCUGUAUGAUGGGUCCCAGUGAUGUCGUGUAGAUGGAUAAAGCAGCGGUCCAAGCACCGACCCCUGAGGGACCCCAGUGAUCAUGUGGUGAGCCGUGGACAGCGAGCCCCUCCAUGACACCCUGAAGGAUCUGUCGGAGAGGUAGGAUUUGAACCAGCAGAGGGUAGAGCCUGUGAUUCCUAGUGAUGACAGGGUUGCUAGCAGUAUCUGGUGAUUGACAGUGUCAAACGCUGCAGAUAGGUCUAGCAGAAUCCGGACCGAGGAUUUAGAUUCCGCCUUGGCCAGCCGCAGUGCUUCUGUGACCGAUAGCAAUGCCGCCUCAGUGGAGUGGUUUGUUUUGAAGCCAGACUGCUUGUCAUCCAAGUUUUUAAGCCAGACUGCUUGUCAUCCAAGCAUCCAAGUAAGUUCAUGAAAAUGUUAAACACAAAAAUUUCUAUAAAACUCUACAUCAGACGCGAUUUCUUUAAGACUGCAAGUGAAGCUCAGCUUCCCCUAUAAUUGUCAAAAAAUGAAUGGUCAAAUAUAUGUACUAUUAUGUUAACAUUUUAUUGACUAAAAAUGCGUUAAACACGUUCAUCUCGAACGAAAACAAUUUCGUUCAGAAUCAGCUACUUAGGUCGGCUGACUCGAUUUCGUUCUCAUUCAUUCCCGUAGCGUACAGUGCAUUACUCUGUUGAAGCCCAGCGUCCAUUGACUUCAAUGGAGCUGCUUUAAACAGUUUUUUUCAGUGCUUAGAAACAAGACGGUCAUUGGAUAAUGCUGCGAUUAUGUCCCGCCCACGGACGCUCAGCGUCUCUGGGAUGAAUGGAGGAGUGGGCUUGCCUGGACUCCGAGCGUCUGCGUGAUGAUUGGAGGGUCUGUCAUCUCUUUUUAAUACACUUUUAUGUCCUAAAACGCUCGUUUUUUGGGGUCGACAGCUUAUCAAAACGUAUUUCUUUGUUUUUUUUUAGCUUGUGUGCUAUACACAUUGUCACAUAUCAGCUUUCAGACAUUUUUUUUUGUUAUAAAUCAUAAAUGACAAGGAGGCGGCAGCUUCUCGCAAUGCAAAGAGACGGUUGGUGUGGGCGUGGGCGUGGUCUUCAGAUUAUGACGCGUAUCACUCUGUGUCUCCAUUUCCAACUCAGUCCCAUCGCGGAUUUUGCAUGUGUAGUCGAAAGACAAACUGCUGCAACCUUCAUCGUAAAUUUCACACAAUUUCACACCACAUUCAUUGUUUCAGUUUAACAUAAUUCCCCACAUUUCCUCCCGUUGAGUUAAAUAUAUAUAUAUAUUAGAUUGCUUGUUCAUUAAUUCAUAUAGUCUGAACUAGCCAGCUAGCAAACUGCACACGAUGGCAGACAGUGCUAAUAUUGUCGACCUGAUUUUGGCAAAGCCAUUAGAAAGUUUUCCUUACGAGGAGAAACUUAGAAUUAAACAGCAGGGCACAUCAACACCUAAGAAUGAUUUAGUGCAAAAGAUUCUUUUCAGAAAGAAGUCUUUUCAGCUCUCCUGGUAUGACAAAGUUAGCUGGCUGACUGGAAGUGCUGUGAAAAAGAAAAUGUACUGCUGGCCAUGUCUCUUGACAUGGGUUACAGAGCAUUUUCUUGAAAAGGAACGUAGGGCAGAAUUUACAUAUAAAUAAUUGGACAAUUUUUAUGAUUUAGGCCGAAAAUUAGCUUCCCCUCUUUAAAAGAUCAGCAGCCGCCACUGCUCUACAUGCAUGGUAGCUGUUUACAAAAAUGAGAUGAGUUAAUCAAAACAUGUCCUUAUCAAUGUUCCCCCUUAUUUUUCAUGUGUCUGAGCGAAUGUGACCUGACGCCAAUCGACCACAAAAUGGAGCGACUACGCUACCCUGGAUACUUGCCAGGGACAAAAACAAAGAUACUUAUAGCUUAAAGCACACAGGUUCACUUCAGGAAGCGGCAGGAGACACGGUCUAGGGACACACUAGGUCACAUCACACCUCACACUGGUUACACCGGGGUAGACACGCUCACGCACACACACACACACCACGGCACUCGUGGGGAACACCACCACACCAAACUCCGCCCGCCUUCGGCAAUCAGCUCCUGUAAAGAGAUUAGACAUAGACAGGUUUGGCACAAAUUUCGAGGGUACAGGCACCCUACAGGUACAGGGCACUACAGUGAGAUAUAGCAAGUAGGCGCUCUACUUGCCCACAGCAGCUUCACAAAAUAAACAAAAACAAGUAAGAAAAGAAAUAUAAUAGAAUCAAAUUAAAUUAAAUAUGCCACAACAGCAAUUAACCACAAGAAAGCAAAACCCUGAAAACAGUAAUGCCCAUCAGACAAGGCAAAAAUAUGAACACAAAAAAAGAAAAAAAAGAAUUAAAUACAGCAACCGCAACCAACAAUUAAAAUGAAACUAAGAAAAUUAACAAUAAUAUAUGGUAAAGCAACAGCGCCUCCGGAUAACUCUCAUGUAGCUCCUAAAGCGUAAAACCACUCAUUGGUAGAGGCACAGGCCAAUCUGUUGGUAAUGCAAUAAAUGGUUAGGUCGAUUAAACUAACUUAUAAUCCUAAUAAAACUAUCCCAUUACAUACCAUGAAUAAUCUUCCCACCCCCGAUAAGCAACAACAGAUGAAUGUCUGGACGGUUGCGGCUCAUCAACAAUCUGUAGGCGGAGUUCAUGUAAGUCACCAGAAAACCGCAAGAUCAUCAUCAAAUCUAAAUAAAAUGUGUUAGUGACACCUUCCAGUGGCUAACAGGGACGGGGUUUUAAACCACGUACCGUACACAACCGAUCUCGUGACUCCGCGGGUAAGGUAAUCGUGCAAAUGCGCGAGGGACAACUCGUUCAGUAUAUCUGGUACACACACAGCCAACCGCCAAAAUAUUUGUAACGGACACCCAAGCUCAAUUCCAGCUCACUCAAGCUUUCGCCUGUAAACACAAAGCCUGUAUGGUGUUAACCCUGGCACAAUCUUACAUCACCCCACCACCGCCAGUGCAUUUACCUGUAGAGGGGAGACGCCAACCAAAUGUCAGUCACAAGGUUUCUCUUAACGCGCCGUUCUGCAAGGAAUCGCUAACAUAAGCUACCAAAUGCUAUCCAUAACACAGUCAACAUCUCUACAUACCUGUUGGACGACCGGAUGCAACACCGAAGCAAAAGAAAGGGCGGGACUAGUAGAAUCAACACCCCUUUAACACGGGAUAUAUAUACACCCCCAUAUCAACCGAUAGGACAGCUAAUGAUCAGAUCCACCAAUCGGCGCCAUGAAGACGUAUCAGCCCUACCACACAAACACACAAACUCCCUGAGAAUUCCUUGGACCAAUGUGAGCAACAUCAGACGUGCACACUGAUAGAUCUGGAUAGAAACAUACAUUGUUUCUUGUUUAAUUCAUUUUAUUAUUCUAUUUCAUUUAUCACAUUUAUUACAAUAUUCAUCAUAUGUAUUCAUUCAUUUAUUUUAUUAUUCACUUCUAUUCAUAUUAUUUGCUCCUUACUUUCCUGUUGUUUAACCUCAUUGGGAGUUGUAUUGUGUCUUAGGCUGAUAUGAGUAUCCAUUGGUCUCCAUCUCAAGGUCCAUAAUAAUGUCAUGAGACAAUGUUUUGAUACUGUAAUCUUGAAUGGUUAAAAACACAUAUUGAAUCUGUUUCUAGUCAGACGAAGUUUGGCAGAGCUUGACUGAGCAUCAACACACAAUUGAGAUUAUUCAAUAAAUCAUUUGUCUGUCUAUUUAACAUCACUUCGUCUCCUGCCUGCUGUUCUUCCCUUCAGCUCUAUAUCUCCCUGUUGUUUGGGUUAAAGGAUUGACUCACAACGGAGUUGAUAUCUCCAGUUGUAAUUUGUUCCUGACGGAGAGAGAUCUUGUGAAACUGGACUCAAAGUUUGGAUCUAUAAGAUCUACAAGCCAUAUCUCAUAGUUGGAUCUAUCAUAUGGCGUUGUCGGCAGGAUGGAAUGACAGCUGAACAACCGGACUUGUGUACCGUGGUUUAACACUGUGUGUGUUAGGAUUACGGACGAGAGGUACGAAGGGAAACCCUGCAGGUCUUCUCCUCAUCGUGCUGCUGCAACUGGGGCGCGCCUACAGCAGCGUGAGUUGGUUGUUUGUCAACCAAUCAUUUGUCUGUGUAUUUGUGGUGUUGUACACCAAGAGUAAAAUAAGAUUGCAACUAUGCAAUUGUAUGUCAGUAUCAGACGUAAACGUAAUUGGUUCAAGGUUAUGUCAAGGUGUCUUAUUGGAGCAGUAUGGGAUGUUCCGCCCCUCUGUACAACCGGAAAUAGAAAAGAGUCUGUUAGAACGCGUGUGCUCCGGUGGUAGAGAGUAUGGCCACACGUGUUUAACUGCUGUCAAAAAUAAACAUCUUUCUGCUGAAUGUAUUGUCUCUCGCCGUGUUCUAUCCUGUAACCAUUCCCGAGGGACUGUUCCCUAAGACACAACAGAUUGGCGACGAGGAUGGGAUUUUUACGGGAAGGACAGAGUUAUGAGUAACUCCGAUGAGGCCGAAGACAGAGUCAGCACGUUAGAGGACGACUACGGACAGUCAGUAAAAAUGGCUUUUGGUAAGCCCGAGGAUUUCCACUUUGAUGAAAGUGAGGAACAGUUUGACGCCUAUUUAGAAAGGCUAGAACAGUAUUUUGCAGCUAAUGGUUUGAAAGAUACGGAUGAAAAAACGAAGGCAGUUUUCCUAACGAUUGUGGGGAAAAGGACUCACAGUUUGUUGAUGGACUUAUGCACACCCGAAAAACCAUCGCAAAAGACUUGCAACGAGUUGAUCGAGCUGUUAAAGAAUCACUUUAUUCCACGGACAAAUUUUAUUGCGGAAAGGUGCAAAUUUCACGCGAGGAAUCAACAGGAUGGCGAAACAAUCAGUGAGUACGUUGCGCAGCUGAGAAAAUUGUCAGGCACGUGCAAGUUUGGACAGUUUUUAGAUGAAGCCUUACGCGAUAGAUUCGUGUGUGGGGUGAAUAGUGCGGAGCUGAGAGAUCGUCUGUUGAAUGCUGCACAUUCUAAAGAUUUGACCCUGGCACUUGCAAUAGAAAUGGGCCUGGCCUAUGAAGUUACGUGCCGGAGCUCGCAACAGUUCGCGCCAAGGACGUACAAGACACAUGUCGAGGAAAAGAAGGGAUCCGUGAAACAAAAAGACGUGGCAAGACCGUGCUACAGGUGCAACGGAAACGGGCACCAGCCAGAUGCCUGUAGAUUCACAAGAGCACAUGGAAGUUUUGGAAGAAGUGCUAAAACGGUUACAGGCGUAUAACCUUAGAGUCCGAAGAGAUAAAUGUGUGUUUUUUCAAAGCAGUGUCUCUUAUUUGGGGCAUAUCAUUGAUGCAGAGGGGAUUCACCCCAUGAAAGAAAAAACAGACGCAAUAGAAAAAGCGGCUGUUCCAAAAAAUGUGACAGAACUCAGAUCUUUCUUAGCUCUGUUAAAUUACUAUGGCAAAUUCAUUGCUAAUCUUUCCACCCUCAUUCAGCCCAUGACAGAGCUUUUGCAUAAAGAUGUGCCCUGGGUGUGGUCGGACAAAUGUCAGGCAGCGUUUCUGAGUGCAAAACGGCACUUGAUGUCAAAUACGGUACUAGUUCAUUUCGAUGCUGAGCUACCGUUAGUUUUAGCAUGCGAUGCAUCUCCUGUAGGAGUCGGUGCAGUAAUCUCACACCGAAUGAGAGACGGUAGUGAAAGACCUAUCGCUUUCGCUUCUAGAAUGUUGACCAAAACUGAACGAAAUUACGCUCAAAUAGAAAAAGAGGCUUUAGGGCUGGUAUUUGGGGUAAUGAAGUUCCAUGAUUAUUUGUUUGGUAGACAGUUUACAUUAAUAACUGACCAUAAGCCACUGCUAAAAAUUUUAGGACCCAAAACAGGGGUGCCUACACUUGCAGCUGCUAGGAUGCAGAGAUGGUCAUUAAUUUUGUCUGCGUACAGAUACGAAAUUCAGUACAAAAGAUCAGAACAGCAUGGGAAUGCUGAUGCGCUAUCGAGACUUCCCAUACAAGAUGUUGAUUCGGUCAGAUCCGGUGGAGUGUUUAAAGUGUCAUACCUUGAUGACUUACCAGUCACAGCAACAGAAAUUGCACAAGAAACAGAAAUGGACUCUGUACUUACACAGGUCAAGGAACAUGUGAUGCGUGGUUGGCCAAAGCAUUGUCCUGAUGACAUGUUCAAACCAUAUUUUUCGAAGAGAUUUGAGCUUUCUGUUGAACAGGGAUGUCUUCUUUGGGGCUAUCGGGUACUUAUACCUAAAACAUUACAGGGUAGACUUUUGGCAGAACUGCAUGAUAAUCAUUGGGGUAUGGUUAAGAUGAAAUCACUGGCCCGAAGUUUUGUUUGGUGGCCCUCACUUGAUGUAAACAUUGAGGUGUUAGUGAGUCAAUGUGAUGUGUGUCAGCAACAGAGAAGUAUGCCUGCCCCUGUCCCUGUACACACAUGGAAAUGGUCUUCUGCACCAUGGGAGAGAAUUCACUUAGAUUUUGCUGAGUAUCAACAGCAAAUGUUUUUAGUGGUAAUGGAUGCGUACGCUAGAUGGCCUGAAAUUUUUCCUAUGCAAACCUGUACUUCUACAAAAACAAUUGAUGUGUUAAGAAAUUUGUUUGCUGCGUACGGUCUUGCUAGAGAAGUAGUAACGGACAAUGGGCCCCAAUUUACUUCUGUAGAAUUUGAGGAAUUCUUGUUGCUUAAUGGGGUAAAACACACUAAAUCGCCUGCUUACCAUCCUGCCUCUAAUGGCUUAGCUGAGAGGUUGGUGCAGAACCUUAAACGAGCACUUGCAAAGAACAAAGCAGGAGGUGGUAAAUCAUUGCAGCACUGCGUAGCUAAUUUUCUGUACGGCUACCGCAAUACGCCUCAUACUGCUACUCACAAGACACCUGCGGAAUUAUUUCUAAAAAGGUCAGUUCGAACCAGAUUGUCUCUGUAUAACCUGAGAGAACUCUGGCUUGACCAGUGUGAUCCAUAUAAAACCACUUACAAGCCCGGUAAAGUGACGGUUGGUCAAGCGGUUUUGGUGAAAAAUUACAGUGGAGGGGAAAAAUGGUUAAAGGGCACAAUUUCAAAAGUAUUGGGUCCAGUAACUUAUAUGGUGGAUGUAAAUGGAAACUGUGUUAAACGACAUGUUAAUCAGAUGUUGAGUAGCACAUUUAUGUUUAACAGUGAGGUUGUUGAACCACACCUGGUUCAGGACAGAGGACACUGGAACCCUGAGGAAAUUGAAAUGGACAUUGCAAAGGACAAUGAAACUGUUAAUUCAACAAGAACGGAGACUGCAUUGUUAAGCGAUAAGGCAAAAGGAUCAUCGUCUACUUCAGUAGAAGUCACUGAAAGACUGUCUGAACAAACCCGUCCUGUGCGUAGCAGGCGUGCUCCACAGAGGUUGAAUUUAUAAAAAAAAUAACCUGUUCAGAAAUUGUAUAUAACAUACAUAAAGGUAAUCUGUGUUUGUUAUACAAUGUGGUUAAAGUGUUAAGGAUAUGUUUUAUGUUUAGGUGAAGAAAUAAGCUUACAGGGGAGGAGCUGUGGUGUUGUACACCAAGAGUAAAAUAAGAUUGCAACUAUGCAAUUGUAUGUCAGUAUCAGACGUAAACGUAAUUGGUUCAAGGUUAUGUCAAGGUGUCUUAUUGGAGCAGUAUGGGAUGUUCCGCCCCUCUGUACAACCGGAAAUAAAAAAGAGUCUGUUAGAACGCGUGUGCUCCGGUGGUAGAGCGUAU
Molecule: messenger RNA, 8374 nt
Organism: Triplophysa dalaica
Lineage: Eukaryota; Metazoa; Chordata; Actinopteri; Cypriniformes; Nemacheilidae
Exons: 1
Coding region: 5869-8052 (727 amino acids)
Biological process (GO): DNA integration
Molecular function (GO): nucleic acid binding
Source: RefSeq, a predicted model, not a curated record